Messenger RNA from Spodoptera frugiperda (fall armyworm), 1583 nucleotides. Its product is annotated as nuclear nucleic acid-binding protein C1D. Bases 180 to 617 code for a protein of 145 amino acids. The transcript has a single exon. NCBI's taxonomy places the organism in Eukaryota, Metazoa, Arthropoda, Insecta, Lepidoptera, Noctuidae. Gene Ontology annotation, biological process: maturation of 5.8S rRNA; regulation of gene expression. Gene Ontology annotation, cellular component: exosome (RNase complex); nucleolus. The record is from RefSeq and is a predicted model, not a curated record. Gene Ontology annotation, molecular function: DNA binding; RNA binding.
GACAUCUUUCAUUACUGUCAAUUUGUGUCGGUCAUUUUUCAAUUUAUAUUUUGAGAAUUCAGGGUCAGGUUAUAAAUUAGAUUAGACUAAAAACGUGGUGUAUUUCUGGCCGUACGAUUGUGUACCAGCUAUAACGCUACAUCUGAUUUAAUUGCAAUAUACAACUGCAAUCGACAAACAUGGAUUGGGAUUUGAAAUACGGCGAAUUAUCAUCGAAUCAAAACUUCGUUAACAAUUGCGAAGCUCUCAAGGAGAAUUUAAUGGAAGUACAACAGGUAUUGGAUCAAUUGUUACCGCUUAAGCAGCAAUACGACAAAUUAAUAUUGCCAGCACAAAUUGAACUCGAUUUGUUCCUAGCAUUCACUUUAAAUUCUUUGCACUGGAUCCAUUUGAGGAUACAAGGCGUGGACCCAACGAGUCAUCCAAUUAAAGAUGAACUGCAGCGAAUAAAAGCUGCCAUGUUAAAAUGGCAGGAAGUCAAAGACCGUGAGAAAAGGCCAUCAGUCGACAUAGAAGCAGCCAAGCGGUUCAUCAAGAGCGGGCUCUAUGACCCAUACAAAGGCACAGCCAAGGGACCCCCAAAUAAGAAAACUAAGUUCGAGGAUAAUGAUGAGUAAACCAUGCUCUCUCUAAAUUCAAAAUUAUCAAGACUGAAUAAGAUUUGUAUGAUAUGCAACCAUACCAUCUCAAGACAUGAAGAAAUUUCACCAGAUUAUGCAAACUUUUCAAAGUAGACAUAAGCUGUCCUUACAUAUCCAUAAAGUAAUCCUAUAUCUCAAGAAAUAAUCAUGUGUUAUCCAAAUCUUUGUAUGACUAGGUAUUAUAUUGUACCCACUCCAUUAUUAUAAUUAUUUCUAUUGUUAGGUAGCUCUAUAAAAUUAACAUUUUGUCUUUGUACUGUGUCUAGAAACUAGUGUUACUAUUUGUAUAAGUUUCCCUAACAUGUGUGCAAACACUGACCAAAUCUUUGUUAUUUUAUUUAUUUGUUAGAGGUGCCUUCCAAAGUGUGCCAACACAAAAGUUUUCUUGUGUAACCAAUAAUGCCUAUGUUAUUUUAAAUUUUAAGCCAAAAUCAUUAUAAAAGUAGAAAUAUAAAUGUUAUCUUAGUGUUUAGUAUCCAGGUUUAUAAAGCUAACAUUAAUCGGUUAACAGAAAAAAUCGAAAUAUGUGUGUGUCCUACAAUUAAGCAUUUUGUAAUGUUAUAUUACUUGAUAUCCAUGUAUUACUAUUGUAUAACUACUUCACUUUAAAAUUAGUCUUAGAUCUGAUUGAUAUUGCUGUCAUUAGUAGUAGUAUACAUUUAUACAUACCCAACUAUUCACUUGUUAGUCAUCUAGGUACCUUUAUUUCUUACCUUCAUCACAUUAAUUCCUUCAGUAACACAUUUUUUUCUACUAAUUCCAUUCUCUCCUGCCAUAUAUUUGCCACCAUAAGGUACCAUGAUGGUAGGUUAGUUUGUUUGUAAUUUAUUUUCCAUGUUUUACCUUAUUAUCUACAAUAAAUUAUUCGUAACCUAUUACAAUAUGUAUAUAAUGUGUACAUAAGUUUUGAUUAAAUAAAAUAAACUACCAUUUAUCAAAAAA